AUGCCAAGGCAGGAUAGUGCAAGGAAGAGUGUGGUAAGGUAGGGUAGGGUAGCGCAAUAUUCAAGGCAGGGAAGCUCCCAAAAUUCAGCUUUUGUUAAAUUUAAAUUUUUUUAAAAUUUUUACUUUUUCACUUUGAGUCCCCACCAAUUUUCUCAAAUUUUAAAAAUUCAAUUUCAGAUUCAAAUUCCUCAAAACCUUCAUUUCAAAUUUUUGGUCCUACUUCGGAACGGUGGCACGAUGACGGUGGAGCAGAGAGAGCGAACGCCACAAAUUGAGAUCAAGGAGGAGUCGAAUCCAGAUUGUUGUACCAAGUUUAUUAAUGCCAUUUGCGAGUUCUUCGGACUGAUUGCCAAGGAUCGGCACAAGAAGAUUACCGUCAAAAUCGAGGAGAAUAAAAUCACCUACUUCGGCAAAGAUGGAAAGUAAGUUUUCGCGGUUUUUUUGCUUUUUAAAGAAAGUUCUUGCCAUUUCUUGUUUUGUAAACAAAGUUCUUGCCAUUUUAUAUAUUGUAAAGAAUGUUCUUGCCAUUUUAUGCCUUGUAAACAAAUUUCUUGCCAUUUUUCACUUUCUAAAGAAAUUUCUUGCUAUUUUAGGCUUUGUAAACAAAGUUUUCGCCAUUUUAAGUUUUGUAAAGAAAUUUCUUGCCAUUUUUGUCUUGUAAAGAAAGUUCUUGCAAUUUGUUUUGUAAAGAAAGUUCUUGCCAUUUUAUGCAUUGUAAAGAAAAUUCUUGCUAUUUUACCUUUUGUAAAGAAAGUUCUUGCUAUUUUAUGUAUUUUAAAGAAAGUUCUUGCCAUUUUAUGUAUUGUAAAGAAAGUUCCCGCCUUUUUUAAUGUAAUUUUCCAUGUUCAGAUGCAAAGACCCAAAGGUGCUGAUGGAGGACAUGAAGCAAAAAACUGUAGACAUGAGUGAACCCAGGGUUUCGAAGAAACGCAAAAAGAAUACCAAUAAGACGUCCAGUCCACACCAUAAGUCCUCUAGCCCCCAUCACAAGAAGAAGCAUGACUGA
Bursaphelenchus okinawaensis is the source of this 1006-nucleotide messenger RNA. The record is from the annotation of a GenBank genome assembly. NCBI's taxonomy places the organism in Eukaryota, Metazoa, Nematoda, Chromadorea, Rhabditida, Aphelenchoididae.